Cylicocyclus nassatus is the source of this 1715-nucleotide messenger RNA. The record is from the annotation of a GenBank genome assembly. Lineage: Eukaryota; Metazoa; Nematoda; Chromadorea; Rhabditida; Strongylidae.
GAUGGAUUAAGGCACAUUUUGAUAGCAUGAGAAGUCCAGCUGUACAUAGUGAUUUCUUAUAACAUCUAUAGCUCAUGCCUUCGUUUUCGGAGCCACCCACACCAAUUCAUGAAGUUGAUUACCUGGGCACUCAUUUGGAGACCACUUCCUGCGAUGAAAUCAACAAUAUGAAGUCGUUUGGAAAAUCCAGAGUGCUUGCCUCCGCAAGAUAUAAUUGCUUGAAGAGAAAACGCGAAGAACUCGCGAGAUUUUUGAAAGAACAUGAUGGUGACCUUGAAAAUUAUGUUGGUAAUCUUCGCAGUUUUGCUCGUUCAAACGGUGGGCUGGUUCUUGAUCAGUAUAGGGCCAAAAUAUGGCCUAUACUGGCAAGGCGACUUGUUUCUGAUGAAGAGGAGGACGACGAUGAUUACGAUAGUCUUUCGUACACUUCAGACUCGACUUCUUCAAUAAUGUCUUCUUCAACGCAGGACUCUGUAGAACCAGAAGACGACGAAGAGUUACGAAAGCAUCGAGAAUGGCAUCAGGUUGAGUUAGAUGUGCAACGAACGUUAGCUCGUUUCCCUCCAAACAUAUCGGACGAACGCAGAUCUACAUUACAAGAUCAGCUGACACCUCUAAUAAUUCGUGUUCUGAAAAGCAACGAACGAUUCCAUUAUUAUCAAGGAUUCCAUGACGUGUGUCUUACAAUUCUUUUGGUGUGCGGAUACGAAAGCGCCCUCGAGGUGUGCAAAAAUCUAGCUCGUCAUGGUCCGUUCCGUUCGUAUCUGCUGAAGUCAUUGGAACAAAGUGUGCUUAGAGAGCUUGAUCUUUUGUACGUGAUUUUGUCUCGGGUUGAUCCGCAGCUCGAAACGAUCAUGCGUGACGUACAUCUCGGCACAAUGUUCGCGCUUAGUUGGCCUUUGACUUGGUUCAGUCAUGCACUUGAGCAAUAUCAACAAAUCGUACGGUUUUUCGACGUCUUCUUAGCUUCGCCGCCAUUGACCCCGAUCUACGUAUGUGCAGCUGUAGUUCUGAAAAGAAAAACUGCCAUAGUCACCAGCGAACGGGAAAUGCCAAUCAUACACCAGCUGUUAUCCACAAUGCCUUACGAACUUCAUUCGGAUGCUAUACUAUCAGAUUCCCUAUAUCUUGCGUCACUAAUGCCACCAUUUGCACUGAAGACUGAGUUUACGCGAAUCUACAAGGAACAAGUCAAAAACCGCAGUCCUGUCCAUAGAUGGGGUCCGGUUUCGAGAUAUGCAAUAACAAUGGUAGCAGCAGCUGGGGUUGCAGGUGCCGCAUACUAUUUCAACCUUGGAGAGAAGUUUGCAUUGUAAUUUUGCAAUCAUGCGUUUUCUGUGAUUAUGCAUGUAUAUAUACUAUAUGGGUAUUUUCACUUCAGUGCUGGGAAUGUACUCUUCUAAUUCAUCGCUGAUAUGUAUCUUGCACUUGUGCAAAUUCUCCUCGAAAUACAGCUGUUUUUGUCCUUUCUUGCCAUAGUUAUCCUAUAUCAGAUUGUAUUAUCAUUUUCAGGACUGUGAAAGUUCAAGUCCUCUGCUGUCAUAAUUGCAAAUAUGUCAGAUCUUUAUGUAACAGUAAUCUUCUGUCAACAACAACAACAACAACAACAACAACAAGUAACACAAAACGAUUCGCACUGUGAGGAGAAAUGUAGGUCACUCGUAAAAUCGUGACAUUGGCGGCGUCCGCGCACGUCGAGUUGUAGUUUCGACAGU